Molecule: messenger RNA, 2517 nt
Organism: Moesziomyces antarcticus
Lineage: Eukaryota; Fungi; Basidiomycota; Ustilaginomycetes; Ustilaginales; Ustilaginaceae
Product: valosin-containing protein
Exons: 1
Coding region: 1-2517 (838 amino acids)
Biological process (GO): retrograde protein transport, ER to cytosol; autophagosome maturation; mitotic spindle disassembly
Cellular component (GO): cytosol; VCP-NPL4-UFD1 AAA ATPase complex; nucleus
Molecular function (GO): polyubiquitin modification-dependent protein binding; ATP binding; ATP hydrolysis activity
Source: RefSeq, a predicted model, not a curated record
AUGUCGGACCCUACGCCUUCCAAUCCUCCGGCCGGCAACCCGCCCAAGCCCGAGGCGGCCGACGACAAGGAUGCUGCUACUGCCAUCCUGCGCCAGAAGAAAUCUCCCAACCGCCUUUUCGUGGAAGAGGCUACCACCGAUGACAACUCUGUCAUCUGCAUCUCGCCUGCUAAGAUGGAGGAGCUAGGCCUCUUCCGCGGCGACUCCACCAUCGUCAAAGGCAAGAAGCGCCGUGACUCUUGCUUCAUUGUCCUCUCGGACGAAUCCGUCGAGGAUGGUAAGGUGCGCCUCAACAAGGUCGCACGUAACAACCUGCGCGUGAAGCUCGGCGAUCUCGUCUCGGUACAUGCCUGCCAUGACAUCAAGUACGGCAAGCGCAUCCACGUUCUUCCCUUUGACGACAGCAUCGAGGGUCUCACCGGUAACAUCUUCGAUGUCUACCUCAAGCCUUACUUCCUUGAGGCCUACCGCCCUGUCCGCAAGGGCGACACCUUCACCGUCCGCGGUGGUAUGCGCGCGGUCGAGUUCAAGGUCAUCGAGACGGACCCUGCCGAGUUCUGCAUCGUCGCGCAGGACACGGUGAUCCACACCGAGGGCGAUCCCGUCAAGCGCGAGGACGAGGAGGCCAACCUUGCCGAUGUCGGCUACGACGACAUUGGCGGUUGCCGCAAGCAGAUGGCCCAGAUCCGUGAGAUGGUCGAGCUUCCCCUGCGCCACCCCCAGCUCUUCAAGUCGAUCGGCAUCAAGCCUCCUCGUGGUGUCCUCAUGUACGGCCCUCCAGGAACCGGUAAGACGCUCAUGGCCCGAGCCGUCGCCAACGAGACUGGCGCCUUCUUCUUCCUCAUCAACGGACCCGAGAUCAUGUCCAAGAUGGCCGGAGAGUCCGAGUCCAACCUGCGCAAGGCCUUCGAGGAGGCCGAGAAGAACAGCCCUGCCAUCAUCUUCAUCGACGAGAUCGACAGUAUCGCGCCCAAGCGUGAGAAGACCAACGGUGAGGUGGAGCGACGUGUCGUCUCGCAGCUCCUCACGCUCAUGGACGGUCUCAAGGCUCGAUCCAACAUUGUCGUCAUGGCCGCCACCAACCGACCCAACUCGAUCGACCCCGCACUUCGUCGUUUCGGCCGAUUCGACCGCGAGGUCGACAUCGGCAUCCCCGACCCCACUGGCCGACUCGAGAUCCUGCGCAUCCACACCAAGAACAUGAAGCUCGCCGAAGAUGUCGACCUCGAGCAGAUCGCCGCCGAGACCCACGGUUACGUUGGUUCGGACGUGGCCGCGCUCUGCUCCGAGGCUGCCAUGCAGCAGAUCCGUGAAAAGAUGGACCUCAUCGACCUCGACGAGGACACGAUCGAUGCCGAGGUGCUCGACUCGCUCGGAGUCACCAUGGAGAACUUCCGCUUCGCUCUUGGUGUCUCCAACCCAUCGGCGCUGCGCGAGACCGUGGUCGAGGUGCCCACCACCACCUGGAACGACAUUGGUGGUCUCGAGAAGGUCAAGCAGGAGCUCCAGGAGACCGUCUCGUACCCCGUCGAGCAUCCCGAAAAGUUCCUCAAGUACGGCAUGGCGCCUUCGAAGGGUGUCCUCUUCUACGGUCCCCCUGGUACUGGUAAGACGCUGCUGGCCAAGGCGAUCGCCAACGAGUGCCAGGCCAACUUCAUCUCGAUCAAGGGUCCCGAGCUGCUCACCAUGUGGUUCGGUGAGUCGGAGGCGAACGUGCGAGACGUGUUCGAUAAGGCGCGUGCUGCGGCGCCCUGUGUCAUGUUCUUUGACGAGCUCGACGCCAUCGCCAAGGCGCGUGGCUCUUCGUCCGGCGACGGCGGAGGAGCGGGUGACCGUGUGAUCAACCAGAUCCUCACCGAGAUGGACGGUGUCAGCUCGCGCAAGAACGUCUUCAUCAUUGGCGCCACCAACCGACCGGACCAGAUCGACCCUGCCAUCCUGCGUCCCGGACGUCUGGACCAGCUCAUCUACAUCCCGCUUCCAGACGAGCCUUCGCGUCUGUCGAUUCUCAAGGCGACGCUCAAGAAGUCGCCGAUCGCCGCCGACGUGGACCUGACGUUCCUGGCCAAGCACACGCACGGCUUCUCCGGUGCCGAUCUGGCCGAGAUCUGCCAGCGUGCAGCCAAGCUGGCUAUCCGCGAGUCGAUCGAGGCGGAUAUUAAGCGCGAGCGCGAACGCAUGGCCACCAAGGAGGCCAACGCCGAGGGCGAGGUCAAGAUGGAGGAGGACGCGACUGCUGCCGCUGAGGAGGAGGAGGACCCGGUGCCCGAGAUCACGCGUGCCCACUUUGAGGAGGCGAUGCGUUUCGCGCGCAGGUCCGUCUCGGAUGGCGACAUCCGCCGCUACGAGCUGUUUGCGCAGAACCUGCAGUCGGCCCGCUCGUUCGGCACCUCGUUCCGCUUCCCCGAGGGCCAGAACCCCGGCCAGACCGGAGGCGCCGGCGGCAGCGGUGCUGGCGGCAGCGGCGGCGCUGCUUUCGGCAACGACGACGCCGGCGACGACGACCUGUACGCCUAA